AUGGGGCCGCGGCCACACGCUUUCCUGCUGGGGCUGCUCCUGCUUCUGGGGCCAGGGACCACCCAGGCCCAUUCCUUCUCUGGAGAGAAUACAUUGGAAGAGCAGCUAUGGCCAGAGUUGCAAAGCCUGAAGAAUAUUCCAUUUGUAUGCAACCCAAAGAAGUCAGGACCCAACGUGCCUUCUGAGUCAGUCCACUCUCUGAGACCUUCUGAUAUUAAAUUCGUGGCAGCCAUUGGCAAUGUGGAAACUCUCCCAGACCCGGGGACGGCCGGUGCGGAGAAGCAGCCAUGGGUUAGGAGGAGGCCACAGCAGGCGUGCAUGGGAGUGGUGACAGUACUUUCAGACAUCAUCAAACACUUCAAUCCCUCGGUUCUGAGGCCCGUGUGCACCCCUGGGAGGAAAGUGAUACCCCACAUUGGUGCUGAAGACUUGUGGAUUCAGGCAAAGGAACUGGUGAGGAGCAUGAAAAAGAACCAGGAACUUGACUUUCAAAAUGACUGGAAGCUAAUCAAUGUGUUCUUCAGUAACGCAAACCAGUGUCACCUGUGUCCCUCCACCCAACAGGUGGCUAUCCACAGGCACGUGACAGGCAGCAUGAACAAGCUGACCAGGAUGCUGGAUUACCUGCUGCAGGAGGUCCCCAGAGCAUUUGUGAACCUGGUGGACCUCUCUCCUCGGCACCAGGGGACCCAGCUCAGCCUCACAGCAGAGCCCUGCAAGUGCUCAGGGGACACCUCGAAGCUGUCCAGGGUUGUGACACAGUGGUCCUAUCAGGAAAGUUGGGACAGUCUCCUGGCCUCCAGCAGGUACAACCAGCAGGAGUCCUUCUCGGUGGUGUUCCAGCCCUUCUUCUACGAGGCGGCCCUGUCACCACACUCAAUGGAGCCCACGGGACAGAAAGAUGAGCCACUCAGGGCAGAUGAGGGCUGGCCCAUGAAAUGUCCCUCUCAGGAAAAUCCAUAUCUGUUCACCUAUAAAAACAGCAACUACCUCCCAAGGUCCCAUGAGAAGCUUGAGGUGAGAGAUGGAACGGAGAUCAGGUGCCCUGCCAUGGAUCCCUCCGACAAGAUUCCCACCUCAGUUCACAGGCUGAAGCCCGCGGACAUCAAGGUGAUCGCCGCCCUGGGCGACUCCCUCACGGCAGGCAAUGGGGCCGGAGCCAAGCCUGCGGACGUCUUGGACGUCUUGACUCAGUAUCGAGGCCUGUCCUGGAGCGUGGGCGGCGAUGGGAACGUCAGCAGCGUCACCACCCUGGCCAAUAUCCUCCGGGAAUUCAACCCUUCCCUGACGGGCUUUUCUGUUGGCACUGGGAAACAAGACAGCCCUGGGGCCUUCCUAAACCAGGCUGUGGCCGGAGCCCGAGCCGUGGAUUUACCUGAUCAGGCCAGGAGGCUGGUGGGCCUGAUGAAGAAUGACACGAAGAUAAAUUUCCAGGAAGAUUGGAAGGUUAUAACCCUAUUUAUAGGCGGCAAUGACCUCUGUGAUUUCUGCAAUGAUCCGGCCCACUAUUCCCCCCAGAACUUCACGGACAACAUUGGGAAGGCUCUGGACAUCCUCCACGCCGAGGUGCCUCGGGCGUUUGUGAAUCUGGUGAAGGUGCUGCAGAUCGUCAACCUGAGGGAGCUGUACUAUGAGAAGAAAGUCUACUGCCCCAGGCUGAUCCUCAGGAAUUUGUGUCCCUGUGUCCUGAAGUAUGAGGAUAACUCAACAGAGCUUGCCUCCCUCGUCGAACUGAAUAAGAAGUAUCAGGAGCGGACGCACCAGCUGGUUGAGGGUGGGCGAUACGACACAAGGGAAGAUUUUACGGUGGUCGUGCAGCCGUUCUUCGAAAAAGUGGACCUGCCCAAGACCCCGGAGGGGCUGCCUGACAGCUCUUUCUUCGCUCCGGACUGUUUCCACUUCAGCAAGAAGUCUCAUGCGCACUCGGGCAGUGCUCUCUGGAACAACAUGCUGGAACCUGUUGGCCAGAAGGCAAGAUGGCAUGAUUUUGAAAGCAAGAUCAAUAUCACAUGUCCGAACAAGGACUCGCCGUUUCUGAGCACCUACAAGAACAGCGUGCAGGGUCAUGGGAGCCAGCUGCUGUGCGGGGACACAACCCCUUCGGCCUCACCGCCCACCUCAGUGCACGCCCUGAGACCUGCAGAUAUCCGAGUUGUGGCCGCUCUGGGGGAUUCUCUAACUGCUGGCAAUGGAAUUGGCUCCAAACCAGACGACCUUCCUGAUGUCACCACCCAGUACCGGGGGCUGUCAUAUAGUUCAGGAGGAGACGGCUCCCUGGAGACCGUGACCACCUUGCCGAAUAUCCUUCGGAAGUUCAACAGAUAUCUCACAGGCUAUGCACUGGGCACAGGCGAUGCCAAUGACACCAACGCGUUCCUCAAUCAGGCUGUUCCGGGCGCGAAGGCUGAGGAACUUACAAGCCAAGUCCAGACUCUGGUGCAGCGGAUGAAAGAUGAUCACAGAGUAAAUUUCCAUGAGGACUGGAAGGUCAUCACGGUGCUGAUUGGAGGCAGUGACUUAUGUGACUACUGCACAGAUUCGCGACUGCUCAUCUCAGAUUCCGCCAACGAUGAGCUGGUGACAGCUGGAGGCCAGAGGGAGAACAAGUCCUUGGGGCUGGAGCCGAGGGGGGCCUUCACCUCCCCCCCAGACAAUCACACCUGUGUGUGUGCACGGGUACACUCCUUACCCCAUGACCCUGAGGUUUCUGGCUGCACCUCCAUGUCCCAGGUCGUCUCCUCCUCUCCCAGCGUUUUGUGUAACUGCGUGCUGACCCCUCGGGAGAACUCCCCGGAGCUGGCCAGGUUGGAAGCCAUCACCAGAGCCUACCAGGUGCCCAGGGCCCUGGUCAACCUUGUGGACUUCAUGAGCCCCAGUGUCAUGCGGCAGGUGUUCCUGGGAAACCCAGACAAGUGCCCAGUGCAGCAGGCCAGCGUUUUGUGUAACUGCGUGCUGACCCCUCGGGAGAACUCCCCGGAGCUGGCCAGGUUGGAAGCCAUCACCAGAGCCUACCAGAGCAGCAUGCUUGAGCUGGUGGAGUCAGGCCGCUACGACACACGGGAGGACUUCUCUGUGGUGCUGCAGCCCUUCUUCCACAACACCAGGCUCCCCAUCCUGGAGGAUGGGCGCUUGGAUAUGUCUUUCUUCGCCCCCGACUGCAUCCACCCAAGUCAGAAAUUCCACUCCCAGCUCUCCAGAGCCCUUUGGGCCAAUAUGCUCGAACCACUAGGAAGGAAAACAGAUACCCUGGACCUGACAGCAGAUAUACCCCUCUCCUGCCCCACGCAGAAUGAGCCUUUCCUGAGGACCCUGCGGAACAGUAACUACACAUACCCCACCAAGCCAGCCAUCGAGAACUGGGGUAGUGACUUCCUGUGUAUGCAGUGGACUCCGUCCAACAGUGUUCCCACCUCGGUCCAUGAGCUCCGACCAGGAGACAUCAAAGUGGUGGCCGCCCUGGGUGACUCGCUAACUACAGCGGUGGGAGCCCGCCCUGGCAACUCCAGUGACCAGCUCGUGUCCUGGCGGGGACUGUCCUGGAGCGCUGGAGGGGAUGGGGUCUUGGAGACGCACACCACGCUGCCCAACAUUCUCAAGAAGUUCAAUCCUCAAAUCCUCGGAUUCUCCACCGGCACCCAGGAGGAGACGGCAGGACUGAAUGUGGCUGUGGAAGGCGCCAGCGCUCGGGAUAUGCCAGCCCAGGCCCGGGACCUGGUGGCUCGAAUGAAAAACAGCCCUGAAAUCAAUCUGGAGAAAGACUGGAAGCUGAUCACUCUCUUCAUUGGGAGCAACGACUUGUGUCAUUACUGCGAGAAUCCGGAGGCCCAUUCAGCCAGGGAAUAUGUUCGGCACAUUCAACAGGCCCUGGACAUCCUCUAUGAGCCAGGUGGUGUGGCUUACCAGCAACGUGACUUCUCUGGAUCUUCGUUUCUCAAUGUAGAAACUCUGAGGGAGAGUCCCAAGCAGCUGGAGACAGAGAAGGGAGGCCUCAGGAACAUAAAGGAGAGGGACUGGGCCAUCAUGGCCGUCUUCACCCAAUUCCAUCCCGCUCCCUACCUGGUCAUUCUCUGGACAAACCACAGAAGCCACAAACUUGGGAAGGAGCAGCCAUGUGGCAUGGGGAAUGGGCGGCCUGUCCACACGGAGACCCAGGCAUCUGGUGCCAACUCUUCCACCUUCUCUCUCAACAAGAGCAACUGCACUUGCUUCAGACGCUUCCAGGAGAACUCCCCAGAGAUGCAAGAACUGAAGAAAGUGAACUGGAAUUUUCAGGUAGAUCUGCAUCCCUUCUCUUCCUGCCCCAGUUGGUCACAGCGAGGAGGAGCUGACCUCACCUUCUUCUCCGAAGACUGUUUCCACUUCUCAGAACGCGGGCAUGCCGAGAUGGCCAUUGCGCUCUGGAACAACAUGCUGGAACCAGUGGGCCAUAAGACGACCUCCAACAACUUCACCUACAGCCGAACCAAACUCAAGUGUCCCUCUCCUGAGAGCCCUUACCUCCACACCCUGAGGAAUAGUCAGCUACUCAAAAACCAGGCUGAAGAAGGCCCCAACGUGCUCCCCUGGGCCGUGCCAGUGGCGGCAGGAGGUGGCCUUGCAGUUGGCGUCGGCGUGGUGAUGGCAUGGAGAGCCAGGAGAAGCCACCAGAAGGAAAAUCCUCCAAUAAGCCUGGACACUGUGAGAUUGUAGGCCCACCGGCCACGUGGAUGCUCAUCCUAGAAGUCCCAGCCACACACUCCUCCCCAGCCCUCUACCUCAGCCGCCACAGAGCGCACUUGCUUCCACACCUGGUGACGUAGGAAGCCAAAAGGACCUUCCUGACUUACUGAGCCCCGGGGCCAAUGCUCCUGGAAUUGGCAGAUUUAAAUGAAGGCCAAAGCCAUUCUGUUCUUGGGUUAACCUGCUUGAAGCUCUUGCCUUCCAUCUGUCAUGUGAUGCAGGUGUGGGAGCUAGAGCCUUUCCUGUCAUCUCAGCCAGAGCUGCCCAAGUGAUGGCCAACCCCAACCAGACCGACCCCUAUUGGGCUCCAGCCAGCACUGGGGGAGCAGCUCCUCAGUCCCCAAACCCACUACUUAGAGUGUGGGGAGGACGUUGGUCACCAGGUGCUGGCUAGAAUUCGGGAGCUGCCUGGCCACCAUCCAUUACAGUCCAACGCAUACCUGCCGCGCACCUGUUUUGUACCCAGGACAACAUAGAGCCCUGUGGUACCUCCAAGGCUGUGAGGUUCCUGGCCAAGGAGACAAACUCCUUCAAGAGACAAGAAGCUCUGUGACAGUGCAAUUCAGCGCUGCGGCGUUGACGGGUAAACGCAUCCGAUUGCUCUCAAGACUAGGAGAGUUCCUUGGGAAAAGUUUCCUGAAAAAGGGCAAUUUUGAAAAUGCCAUUUAAAAAAAUUAAAGGAUUGGGACAUGAAUACCUUACAUAUCCUCAACCUGGUUUACUCAAGGGACUAAAUUUCGGAAUGAUGUCCUCUUUCUACAUUACCAGGUUGCUGAGAGAGAGCUGGAGAGUCUGACAACACAGGCCCUUACUAGGGCAAGCCCUGAGCUGGAUGUCUUUCUCAGAUUAUUCCUUUGAUUUUGCACAAAAAGCCAGGGAGGGAAUGAUGAAAAGUUUUGAAACUAGGAGUGGUGGUUGCGCAGCAUGGUGAAUGCACUAAAUGCUACUGACUUAUUCCCUUUAAAAUGGUUAAUUGUAAAUCCUGUGAAUUUCACCUCAAUAAAAAGCAAACAAAAUGAAUCCGUUA
Molecule: messenger RNA, 5746 nt
Organism: Myotis brandtii (Brandt's bat)
Lineage: Eukaryota; Metazoa; Chordata; Mammalia; Chiroptera; Vespertilionidae
Gene: PLB1
Product: phospholipase B1
Exons: 59
Coding region: 1-4689 (1562 amino acids)
Biological process (GO): phospholipid metabolic process
Cellular component (GO): brush border membrane
Molecular function (GO): A2-type glycerophospholipase activity; retinyl-palmitate esterase activity; phosphatidylcholine lysophospholipase A1 activity
Source: RefSeq, a predicted model, not a curated record